AUGUGCAACAAACUGUCUCAGGAAGAUCAGCUCUUUGUGUCGAAGCUGUCCAAAGGUAUCUGUUUUCAGGAUGGCCAUUAUGUUAUGCCACUUCCCUUUAAGGAAACUGAUCCAGUUCUUCCGAAUAACAAGUCUGUGGCUUUGAAAAGGGUGAAAUCUCUGCGACAAAGACUGAAAAGAGACUCAACAUUCUGUCAACACUACUCCCAAUUUAUGAAGGAGCUGAUUAGUAAUGGCCAUGCCGAAAUGGUCCCCGAGUCAGAUCUUAAUUCGAAUAAGACCUCUUGCUUUAUUCCACAUCAUGGAGUGUAUCACCCUCAGAAACGUGAUAAAAUUCGGGUGGUUUUUGAUUGUAGCGCAACGUUUGAAAGUGAAAGCUUGAAUGCACAUCUACUCCAAGGCCCUGACUUGACCAAUAAACUUGUGGGAGUCCUUUGCAGGUUCAGAAAGGAGCCGGUGGCUUUGAUGUGUGACGUUGAAAAAAUGUUUCACCAAUUCAAGGUUUGUAAGGCCCAUAGAGAUUAUCUUAGGUUUCUUUGGUGGGAGGAUGACGACUUUGAAAGGUCCCCUACAGAAUUUAGAAUGACUGUUCAUUUAUUUGGAGCAAUAUUUCUCAAUGAAUUCGGUUGUGCUAACUUUGGAAUGAAGAAGAUGGCUUCCGACAAUGAAGAACAGUUUGGGUCUGACAUAGCUGACUUCAUAAGGCAUGAUUUUUAUGUUGAUGAUGGGUUGAGGUCUGUUGUGAUACAGUCACUUCCUUCUGAAUUUCGAGCUAAAGAUCUUAAAAAUGUUGACUUGAUUGGUGAUAACUUACUUGUUCAGAGAACCUUGGGAGUCCUUUGGUGCUUAGACUCUGAUACAUUUCAGUAUGAGAUGGUCUCAAACAAUCGCCCCCUCACAAGAAGGGGUAUCGUAUCUACAGUCAGUUCGAUAUACGAUCCUCUUGGUUUUAUAUCUCCAGUGGCUUUAUCCGGAAAGCAAAUUCUGCAGCAGAUGUGUGCAGACCAGGUGGUGGGUUGGGAUGACCCCUUACCAGAAAGUCUAAAUGGCAAGUGGGUGAAGUGGUGCGCUGGCCUGAAGAAUCUUCCUCUUUUGAAGUUUCCAAGAUGUGUUAAGCCUGAAGGUUUUGGCAAAAUUAGAAUUACUGAGAUGCAUCAUUUUUCCGAUGCAAGUAGCUAUGGGUAUGGGCAGUGCUCCUAUAUUCGUUUGGUGAAUGACGUUGGGCAGGUGCAUUGUGCGUUGUUAAUGGGCAAAUCUCGUGUUGUACCUUUAAGACCCAUCACAAUACCACGUCUCGAAUUGACAGCAGCUGUGUUGUCAGUUAAAAUUUCCUCGCUUUUGGAUCAAGAACUUGAGUACCCAAACCUUAAACACUUUUUCUGGACCGAUAGUAAGGUUGUACUGGGAUAUAUUUGCAACGAAGCAAGGAGAUUUCAUAUAUUCGUCGCUAACAGAGUUCAGCAAAUCGAAGAGCGUACAAACCCUAACCAAUGGAAUUAUGUUGCCUCUGGUGAAAAUCCUGCGGAUUUGGCUUCUCGAGGUGCAUCUGUAGCAGAGCCAGCUAAGACCCCUAUGUGGCUCAAUGGUCCCGAAUUUCUCUGGAAGCAGGGUGCAAUUUCAGCAAAUAUCGGUGCACAGUUUUCAUACUUCUCUGAUUGGCACAGGUGUAAACGAGAGGUAGCAUUGGUGCUUAGGUAUAAGGGAAAAUUGUUGCAAAAAUCAGGGAAGUUGCAAACUGCUGGUGUGGAGAAACGUUCAUUACAUUACAGUUCCGUUACAGUAAAUGAACUACUGAAGGCCGAGACUGAAAUCUUUAAGGGUGUCAAGUUGUAUGAUUUCAAGGGUGAGAUUGAUACACUUAAGACUCAUAAUAUAGUUAGCGUUUCUAAUGACAGGGCAGAACAGUCAUUAAGAACCAAGUCCCUAAAGGGAAGAUCAAACCUGUGUUCCUUAGGUCCGUUUCUUGACAAAAAUGGCUUAACUCGUGUAGGUGGUCGUGUUCAACAUGCCGAAAUGUCAGAUCUGGUGAAGUUUCCAGUUGUACUUCAUAGAUAG
Messenger RNA from Mercenaria mercenaria, 2055 nucleotides. RefSeq lists its product as uncharacterized. The transcript is spliced from 4 exons. The record is from RefSeq and is a predicted model, not a curated record. Bases 1 to 2055 code for a protein of 684 amino acids. NCBI's taxonomy places the organism in Eukaryota, Metazoa, Mollusca, Bivalvia, Venerida, Veneridae.